Acyrthosiphon pisum (pea aphid) is the source of this 519-nucleotide messenger RNA. Its product is annotated as kelch domain-containing protein 3-like. The transcript is spliced from 3 exons. Bases 96 to 407 code for a protein of 103 amino acids. The record is from RefSeq and is a predicted model, not a curated record. NCBI's taxonomy places the organism in Eukaryota, Metazoa, Arthropoda, Insecta, Hemiptera, Aphididae.
AUAAUGGCUUUAUUUACAUCUUCGGUGGGGUUAACACGAACAAGGACUUAUAUUUUCAAGACAUAAAUCGAUUUGAUCCAGUGAAUUUCACCUGGAUGAAAAUAUUACCAAAGGGCACGCCCCCGUGUGCUAGAAAAAAACAGAUUUGUCAAUUAGUUAAUGACAGGAUAUUUAUAUCCGGCGGUAUUAGUCCGAUUUCUACUGAACUAGUAGAAAGUGUUUUUAAAUGGAUACUUGAUGACCUUCAUGUUUUAGAUCUGAAGCCCAGUCUAAAAGAUAUGUGUAUGGUGAAUGUGUGGGAGAAAAUGAAAGAAAUGAAAAUUGAUAAUUUUAACGACCUACACAUUCCUUUAUCAUUAAAGCAUGAUAUGGCUGCCUUUAAACCUUUGGAAUUAAUGAAAACCUAGAUUGACAUGAUGCAGUCAUAUGAGGACAAUUUCCUGUCCUUUUGUUUUAUAAGAUGACAAAUAUAUCCACAGCCACAUUACACAGCAAAAGUUUAACAUAUUUUAGUAUUAA